AACAGAGUUAUUCUUCUAUACGACAACCCAAUAUCACCAAACAAUCCAAAACAAACAACAACCCAUUUUCAAGAAUCACUAUCCAAGAUUCUACCCCAAUUCUACCCUCUUGCCGGAAGAUACAUCAAGAAGGAUCACUCGGUCGACUGCAACGAUUCGGGCGCCGAAUUCGUAGAAGCACAAGUUGCUGACGAUGUGACGCUAAGUGAUGUCAUUCUGGCAUCCGAAAGGGACUUGAAGUUGCUAAACGAUUAUUUUCUCCCACCUAAAUUUCACCAAGUGGACGAAUCUCCCACCGACCCACUCCUCUCGAUUCGGAUCACAAGGUUCAAGUGCGGCGGGCUUGUUGUCAGCGUCAGCGUUUCUCACAGAAUUUUCGACGCGUCUUCCGUCGGGACUUUCAUCGCCGUUUGGUCGAACGCCAACAAAAAUUCAGGGAUGGUGGGGAGCAUCAAAAUCCGACCGAGUUUCGACACUCCGCCCGAGUUUUUUCCAGGAAGCUACAUUAGUCGUGGCGAUUCUAUAAAAACGUGUUGGGAUCCCAACAUCGUUGUCAAGAGGUUUUCGUUUCACAAGGAGGCUAUAACGAGACUGAGAUCGAAAUUGAAGUUGCCAGAAAACUCGAGAGUCCGCGUGGUGUCCGCGGUCAUAGCGGAGGCCAUGAUCGGAGUGGAUCGGGCGAAGCACAACGGGAAAUCGAGAGCUUGCCUCAUUGCCCAGGCGGUCAACAUGCGUGGGAGAACAUUUCCGCCUCUUCCUAAACAUUCGUGUCGGAAUUGGUUGAUUCUGUCGCCCACACGGUGCAUGAUUCCAAGCACCGUUGUUGGGAAUAAUAAUAAUAAUAUUCAAGAAUUGGUUGAUAUACUAGGCGAUGGCCUCGAAAAAACCGUCGCUGAUUGUGCUGAAAUAUUUUCUCCAACGGGUCGGGAUGUGAAAAGUAUAAUUAUGGAGCCUUUAGUGAAUGUGAGGGGAAAAUCGAUGGGCGGGGAGGUGAAUGUUUUUGCUUUUAGCGAUUGGAGCAAGUUUGGAUUUUACGAAGCGGAUUUUGGAUGGGGGAAGCCCGUGGUGGCGGGAAUCGGGGCGUUUUCACGACCGAACAUAAUUGUACUUAUGGAUAGCAAAGAGGGUGGUGGAUUGGAGGCGUGGGUGCAUUUGAAUCGUAAUGACAUGCCUUACUUCGAGGAGGACGACCAAAUUAAACUAUUUGCAACCUAA
Molecule: messenger RNA, 1215 nt
Organism: Erythranthe guttata (spotted monkey flower)
Lineage: Eukaryota; Viridiplantae; Streptophyta; Magnoliopsida; Lamiales; Phrymaceae
Source: RefSeq, a predicted model, not a curated record